Messenger RNA from Notodromas monacha, 1038 nucleotides. NCBI's taxonomy places the organism in Eukaryota, Metazoa, Arthropoda, Ostracoda, Podocopida, Cyprididae. The record is from the annotation of a GenBank genome assembly.
UCUCAAUCAAUCUCUUACAAAUUUCUAAAAUGUACACACUUCUCACGUUCGCGCAAUAAAUAGUGAGUCAUAAUUAAACCUGAAAUACGCUAGGCCUUGCAACAAUGAAGGUUAUUGAACGCACCAACAUCUUCAAAAUCUGACAUGUGUUUCCUUUCAUUUGUUUAAUCUUAGUGAAGGAUUUUAACGUGAAUUUUAAGUUAUCAUCCUGUGUUCUGGAUAAAAUGAGGGGCUCUAUUCAAGCUACCUCUUUCCUGCGGCGCGGAAUCGCUCAGUCAAAUGUGCUACAAAACAAAUCAGGUGGCGGUGGGCAUCAAGGAGGGGCAUUACUCUGGAAACGCUUAACAUUCUUCGGAGCUUUUCCAGCGAUUGGCUUAUGCGCCGUCAGCACAGCCAUGGACAUCAAGAACCACCCGCAUGAUCCCCCGGAAUUCAUUCCUUACGAGCAUCUUCGAAUAAGAACCAAGAGGUUCCCUUGGGGGGACGGCAACAAAACGUUUUUCCAUAAUCCACACGCUAAUGCGCUGCCAGAGGGCUAUGAACCAGGUCAUGGUCCGGGAACUAAAAGUCAUGGUAAAUCUGAGAGCAAAAAAGGUGCGGAGAAAUCUGGAAACGGAAAGGAAAAAAAGGCUGAGAAGAAAGAGAACGGCAAUGGCAAGGAGGCGAAGAAGGAGGGAAAUGGGAAAGACAAGGAUAAACCCAAGGAAGACGCACCCAAAACAAAGGAAGUUUCAUUUGAUAAUUCCAUUGGAGACCUUAACGCUGCUGCGUCCUGGCCCCCAGUUAAUUUAGACAGGUCCAGUGCGCAAGACUCAAUGAAUCGACAGCCACACCAUCACCCUCGACCCGUCAACGCGGAUUAUCCCCCGAUGUAUCGCAACUUUCCAGAGUUACAGAACCCGCGCCAGGGUGGCCGUGCCAAGGAGAGGUUUUCAGACGAUCAUUAAGGAUCUCAUGUGAAGAACCUUUUAAAUUUAUGUGAACGAGUCUCUGCGCUCGAAGUACGAGCGAGAGAAUAAAUCCAUUCAUUCGGGAACA